AUGAUUCUUUCCCCCCACUUCCAGCCAAAGAGAAGAUCAGCCCGACUGUCUGCUAUGCCUGUGCCCUUUACACCAGAGGUGAAACCUAAAAGAACAUCAACUCCAAGGAAACUGAAGACCACAAAUGUUGUAGUGGAAGAAAACAAAGAUGUGGGUGCCAUAACAAUUCCUGAACCCAAGCCCGAAGAUGUUAAAGAAGAGGGCAAUGUGGAAAAUGCUGAAAAUGGAGAAGCCAAAAUUAUUGAGGCACCCAUUCCUAAAAUGGAAACUGAGGAAAUAAAGGAACAGAUGAAUGAAGAUGCCGAAGAUGGAGGAGAAAAGAAAGAAGCUGUGGCCGCAGAAGGAAAAGAUGAUGAGCUGGAAGAAAAUGUCCAAAAUAUAGAGAAAGAUGAAGAUGGGAAAGCAGAUAAAGAGAAAGGUGAGGAGGUAAAAGAUGAAAAUAGGGAAGAAAUCCUAGAAGAGAAGACAGAUUCAGCAGAAAGUGAGAAUGUAAAAGAGGACAAAGAUGAUGAAGAGAAAGGGGGCGAUGAAAAAGAAGAUGACAAAGAGCAAGGAGAUGGGAAGAAGGAAGAAGAGAAAGCUUACAAGGAAGAGAAAGCUGAACUGGAGGAAGAAGUAAAAGAACAGAAAGAGGAAAAAGAAGAGGAAGCUGGAAUAUGCGAAGAAGAAGAAAAUGAGGAAGAUGGAAAGGAAGGCCAGAGUGAGGAAGAUGGAAAGGAGAAAGAUGUUGGAAAAGACGAAGAUAGAAAGGAGGAAGAAGGAAAAGAAAAAGAGGUUGCAGGGGAAGGAAAUGAUGAAAACAAGGUGGAAGCUGAAAACAAAGAUUUCAAACAAGAUGGAGAAAAGGAGGAGUCUCUGAGUGUUGUCUAAAACUGCCCUAUGUGAUGUCUUAAUUUGGUAACAUGUACCUUCCUGUUGUAAUGUUAAUAGAGAUAAAUAUUUUUAUCAGAUAUUUUAUAAACAGUGCUUUUCUUUAGCAUCAUUCAAUCUUGGACCAUCUUCAUACAGGUUAUUAGUUGCAAAAUACCUAACAUGACAUCUUUAUACAUUUUGUGAUUAUAGUAGUGCAAAAUAUAAAAUGUAUACUUGCAACUUUGUGAAUUUCACUGUGUGUAAGUUAUAUAUUAAACAUUUGAGUUUCAAUUUUAUUCUUAUACGUGAUAAUUUUGCAAAGUAGGAGAAAUCCAAAAGAAAGCGUUUGGUACAACUUUGCUGUAGUUCUAUCUAGGUUGCUUUUAUAAAGAAGGUCAACUAUUUUCAGGUAAUGUUAAGAAUUAGAAUUGCCAUUACCAAAUCUAACUGUAUUAGUAGCUUGGAAAGAACAUAAAAAUCUUAAUUUCGUUUUUGAAGAAAUUUGAAUGUUUAUUUCAGGAGGGCAGUUUUGAUUAUAUGUGUAUGCACAAAGUUUUGCUGGAUUUAACAUAAUAAAACAGAUCCCCAAAGA
Molecule: messenger RNA, 1444 nt
Organism: Phodopus roborovskii (desert hamster)
Lineage: Eukaryota; Metazoa; Chordata; Mammalia; Rodentia; Cricetidae
Product: high mobility group nucleosome-binding domain-containing protein 5
Exons: 4
Coding region: 1-870 (289 amino acids)
Biological process (GO): chromatin organization
Cellular component (GO): chromatin; nucleus
Molecular function (GO): nucleosomal DNA binding
Source: RefSeq, a predicted model, not a curated record